Messenger RNA from Cyphellophora europaea CBS 101466, 2001 nucleotides. RefSeq lists its product as uncharacterized. Gene Ontology annotation, cellular component: DNA ligase IV complex. Gene Ontology annotation, molecular function: DNA ligase (ATP) activity; ATP binding; DNA binding. Gene Ontology annotation, biological process: DNA recombination; double-strand break repair via nonhomologous end joining; nucleotide-excision repair, DNA gap filling. The record is from RefSeq and is a predicted model, not a curated record. The transcript has 2 exons. Lineage: Eukaryota; Fungi; Ascomycota; Eurotiomycetes; Chaetothyriales; Cyphellophoraceae. Bases 1 to 2001 code for a protein of 666 amino acids.
AUGCCCUUGCUGUUUCAAACCGUAUGUGCUUUGUGGCAGCACUUGGUCACCGAGCCAGACGAAGAGGGCCGCUGGGGAGCCGCUAAAGGCUGGUUUGAACGGCAUGCAACCGAUCUCAUGUCUAACCACUCGGGCAUGCUGGCUCUCUUGUCGUGCCUGUUCCCAGACCGGCGACCGGAUCGGGUGUACGGCUUGCGUGAGAAGCGACUGACUGAAAUUGCGAUCCGAGCCUGGGGACUUGGUGCUGGUCGCGCUAAUAAACUGCGAAACUUACAGCCCAGACAUGCCGAGCCUGACUUUGCCACCGCGGUGCGAAUCAUGGUAGAAGAGGGAGGCGAGAUAAUGCACUCAUGCGGUCCGCUAACGGUAGAGGAGGUGAACGAGACACUUGAUCACCUGGCGUCCACUUGCUCCUUCUCUUCGCUGGAGAUCCGUCUCUUGAAGGCUGGGGAGAAUCUUGACGCAUCCUCGAACCUCAUCAAUACCCUUCGACGCAUGUGUGGUCUAGAAGCAGAGUGGAUGUUCCGGUUGAUCCUGGGAGAUCUGGGCCGUGCACAAAUUCCGGAAGAACCGACAAUAAAGCUCGUCCAUCCGGAGGUUUGGAGGGCUCUUCGCAUCCAUGACUCGUUCGGCAGUGUUUUGAAGCUCCUUGACGCUCCCAAUUCAAAUGAUGGAUCGAGAAAUUCGACUUACCGGCACUCGAAUGCGGCCCGACCCCAGGCAGGUGUCUUAAUCCGCGCGACUGAGGUCACCAUCUUUUCAAAGAGCGGCCGUGACUCAACGGUCGACCGCGGAGCACUGAUUCCCACCGUCAUUAGAUCUCUUGGCAUUGGGUUCCCGAGCUGCAAGGUGAAGCAAAGCUGUGUACUAGUCGGCGAACUGUUGGUGUGGAAUGAUGCUCAACAAGACAUCGUGCCCUUCUACAAGAUCCGUCGCUACGUCAGGAGGGCAGGGCGUCGGCUGGGCUGUGCCCGUGAUUCACCGCCUCUCCCCGAAGAGCACUUGAUGGUUGUCUUCUUUGAUAUUCUCCUGUUGGACGACACCGAUUGCGUAUUCGAGUCAUAUGAGCACCGUCGACAGCGGCUGAGAGAUCUGCUACGUCCCAUUCCGGGACAUGCGGUGUUGGGAGAGCAAGUGAUAAUUGAUUUUCGCAAGAGUGACGCCACAGUUGUUCUCACCCAGCGACUGGCAUACGCCAUCUCGCGUCACUGGGAGGGACUGGUGCUGAAGCGUUGUGGCGACCCCUAUGUGUCACUUAACGAACAUCAGCAUUGCCAGGUGAAACUGAAGAAGGACUUUAUCCCUGGCUUGGGAGACUCUGCUGACUUGGUUGCGGUGGGUGGGGCGCAUUGCGGCACGAAUGUGACUCGAUACGAGUGGUGGACAAAGUUUUACCUUGCAUGUGUCGACAUGAGGCAGGUGGACAACACUCAACGGCCAUCUCCCAUCUUUCGGAUCGUCGCGACAGUGUCUCAACCUGCCGUCUCCGCUGACGACAUGCGCUUCCUCAACCGAUAUGGAAAGGCACACUACAUUGGGCCCGUCGAUGAGGCUGUCUCUCCCGAGAUCCAGACGGAGCUUACAGACCAACCACCUCCAGCAGCGAUCCUUAUGCGUCCUCUCGUAGUGGAAGUGGUUGGUGCCGGGUUUGAUCGACUGCCAAACUCUCGAUUCGAGAGCCUCCGAUUCCCGCGUAUCGUGAAGAUACAUCAGGAUCGAAGCUUUCAUGAUGCAAUGACGACCGAACAAUAUUGCCAGAUGGCAAAGAGAAGUCGAGACUAUGGCGCAGGCAUAACAGCGGACAGCUACCAACAUUGGCUGGGGAAGCUAAGUGCGCCCAAGCUUCUAAAACCCGCCACUGCUGCCUCCACACCGAUUUCUAGUAGUGCCAGUCAGUCACGAAAGCAUGCAGGAGGCAGUGAGGAUGAGGGUGGUAGCCCUGAGAAGAAAGUAUGUAUGAAACCUGGGCCGCAGCGGAAUGCCAAGAGGGAAUACGUGUGA